Papilio polytes (common Mormon) is the source of this 942-nucleotide messenger RNA. RefSeq lists its product as uncharacterized. The transcript is spliced from 6 exons. Bases 183 to 839 code for a protein of 218 amino acids. The record is from RefSeq and is a predicted model, not a curated record. Lineage: Eukaryota; Metazoa; Arthropoda; Insecta; Lepidoptera; Papilionidae.
GUAGCCGAGCGUCGCUGUCGCAGAGUGACGACAUCACAGCGGUGUCGGCGCCGGAUUCAGCUGACGACGCGGUUUACUACUUGACCGUUGUACAUAGCUACAGCGGUUUGCACGUUUCAAUUUGCUUGCGGGUCGUGGGCAUAUCGGUGCCGGGUCUGAAGCAGCGAGGGGAGUCCGUCACGAUGACUUGUGACUACGACUUGGAAGGCGGACGUCUGUACUCCGUCAAGUGGUACAGAGAUAAUGAGGAGUUUUACCGCUACAUGCCGCGCUUAAGGCCACCGCAACACGCGCACAGGCUAGAUGGAGUCAAAGUCGAUGUGGAAAGGUCUAGCGCGAGGCGCGUGCACCUCAGGGACUUGACGCUAAAGUCGCGCGGCCUCUACCGCUGCGAGGUGUCUGAAGAGGCUCCGUCGUUCCACUCCGCACAAUCAGAAGCCUUCAUGGAAGUAUACUAUUUCUCUCGCGACAACCCUCGUAUAAGCGGCUAUGAACAGUCAUAUGCAGUCGACGAACCCUUAGAUGUGAACUGUACUUCGGCCAAAUCUUUCCCAGCGCCGGAACUACAGUGGUACAUUAAUGGGGAGAAGGUGAUAGAACGAGGUUUGUUGAUAGCGUAUGGCGCGAAGCCCGUAUCUCAAGGUCUGCUGAUCUCCACGUUAGGUUUGAAAGCCCUCGCAAAACCUAACAUGAGAAUCACAUGUAUUGCUUCAAUUGGAACCCACAAAAGAGAACGAAGUGUUAUUAUAGAGACAAGCUCGUCGGCACGACGAAUGGCGAAGUGUUCAUUCAUUAUUCUAACGACCGUCAUCAACAUCGCUAUCCAUACGAUCUCGUGAUACUGACACCAUUAAUGAUAUACACAUAUGAGAUUCCGAACCGAAUCAUUAACAUUUUAUGUAAGUAAUGAGACAAAAAAAUGUUAUGUACAUCUGACUUAUG